AUGGGGCCUGACCACAUCAGUCACAAUGCCCUCCCACGGGUCAUUCCAAUUGGAAGCCUGACUUGCAUCCAGUGUCCAUUUGCCCUGGACCUACUGGACUAUGCCCGGCGAAAAGAUGUUGUAGUUUCUGUCUCCAAGCCCCGAGAAAGUCUCGGCAUCCAUACUAAAACACCUGAGGACUCAGGGACAAAUGACAAAAACAUACAGCGAGGUUACUGGGCCUUGAAAACUGACUACUUAUUCUCAGUGAUUGGCUACACUGUGGGACUGGGUAAUGUCUGGCGAUUCCCUUACCUGGUUUACAAAAAUGGAGGAGGUGCUUUUUUAAUUCCCUACAUAAUCAUGAUGGCAAUUGCUGGGUUGCCAAUGUUUUUCAUGGAAUCGGCCUUAGGGCAGUUUGCCAGCCUCGGACCUGUUCAAGUGUGGAAGGCUGUUCCCAUCUUACAAGGUAUGGGUCUCCUAACCUUUUCUGUGUCAGCAUUUCAAGGCCUUUAUUACAACUGCAUCAUCACCUACUGCCUGUUCUACUUCACUAUUUCCUUCCAAUCGCCUCUGCCAUGGAGAGACUGCUACAGUUGGUGUGAAAACGAUAAAACCUGCCACAAGACUCCCGCAGAUCCCAUGUACAAUGUGACAUCGUCUUCAGAAAAUAACGGAAACAAAAACUGCCAGAAUUCUUCAUACCAGAAGAGCCGAAGCGAGCAUUUCUGGGAUGUUGUGGUUUUACAUCGUUCAAGUUCAAUUAAUGAGACUGGGAAUGUCGUCUGGCAUCUAGCUAUUUGUCUACUCGUGACCUGGCUGAUUAUUCUGCUGGUGCUGUGCAAAGGAAUCAAAAUUUCUGGAAAGGUGUCGUAUUUUACUGUGGCAAUCCCAUACAUUGGUUUGAUCUUACUACUGAUCCGAGGUGUUACUCUGGAGGGAGCCUAUAACGGGAUCAAAUACUACUUUGGAAGAAAUUCAGAUUUCUCCAAACUGGCUGAUAUUCAGGUUUGGAAAGAUGCAGCAACACAAAUUUUCUUUUCCCUGUCAGUGUCACUGGGUGGUAUAACAGCUCUGUCUUCCUACAACAAGUUCCAGAAUGACUGUUUCACAGAUACCAUCAUUGUCGGUGUUAUUAAUUGUCUGACGAGUUGGAUAGCUGGAUUUGCCAUCUUCUCCACCCUCGGACACGUGGCUAAUGAAAUUAAUUUACCAGUUUCAGAGGUUUCGCAUUCAGGUUUAGGAUUGGUCUUUCUAGCAUAUCCAGAAGCCCUUCUCCACCUUCCAAUUGCCCCUCUUUGGUCUGCUAUAUUUUUCAGUAUGAUUGUCACAAUAGGAUUAACCAGUCAGUUUGCAGUUGUAGAGACAAUUAUAACAAGCCUUCUUGAUGAGUUUCCCAAAUUUCUGCGAGACAAAAGGUUAUAUGUGACGGUUAUUGUUUGUGUGAUCUUAUAUUUAUUUGGAAUGUUGCUCGUAACUCAGGCUGGGAUUUAUUGGAUACAUUUAAUUGAUCACUUCUGUUCUGGAUGGGGUCUACUUCUGAUUGCAUUACUGGAAAUCAUUGGCUUAAGCUGGGUCUAUGGGAUAAACAGAUUCAUCAAGGACAUUGAGAUGAUGAUUGGGGAAAGGAAUUGGCGCUUCUGGCUGUGGUGGAGAGCGUGCUGGAUUGUGGUCACACCUAUAGUGCUGAUGAUAAUCCUAGUCUGGUCGAUUAUAAUAUUUAAACCAUUAGAAUAUGGAGUUUUGGAGUACCCUUCUUGGGCAGUUACACUCGGCUGGCUUAUGUUGACAUUUUGUUUCAUAUGGGUCCCUGUUAUCGCUGUGAUCGCAAUUGCUGGGGCUGAAGGUGACAGCCUGCGCCAGAAAGCCAUUGCAGUUCUCAAACCUGCUCCUGACUGGGGUCCAUUCAUGGAACAACACAGAGGGGAGCGAUACAAAAACAAACAGGAAUCUAUUCAGAGACUUCAAAAGUCCAAGAUUUCUUUUUUUAAUGUGGUGAGCAAACUGUAA
Hemiscyllium ocellatum (epaulette shark) is the source of this 1989-nucleotide messenger RNA. Its product is annotated as sodium- and chloride-dependent neutral and basic amino acid transporter B(0+)-like. The transcript has 14 exons. Gene Ontology annotation, molecular function: L-proline transmembrane transporter activity. Gene Ontology annotation, biological process: sodium ion transmembrane transport. The coding region runs from base 1 to 1989 and encodes 662 amino acids. Gene Ontology annotation, cellular component: membrane. The record is from RefSeq and is a predicted model, not a curated record. NCBI's taxonomy places the organism in Eukaryota, Metazoa, Chordata, Chondrichthyes, Orectolobiformes, Hemiscylliidae.